This is a messenger RNA of Salvelinus namaycush (lake trout), 1818 nucleotides long. Its product is annotated as ectodysplasin-A-like. Lineage: Eukaryota; Metazoa; Chordata; Actinopteri; Salmoniformes; Salmonidae. The coding region runs from base 49 to 792 and encodes 247 amino acids. Gene Ontology annotation, cellular component: membrane. The transcript is spliced from 7 exons. The record is from RefSeq and is a predicted model, not a curated record. Gene Ontology annotation, molecular function: death receptor binding; tumor necrosis factor receptor binding; death receptor agonist activity. Gene Ontology annotation, biological process: immune response; animal organ development.
CUCUGGGGAACAGUGAGGAAAACUCUCACCUCACAGAAGACAGAGAAAAUGCCGUCCAUCGCACCAAAAGGAGCCAGCAGAAUAAACGACUUGAUUCAGAAUCACAUGGAAACAAACGGAAAGAAAGGAAAAAAGGCAAGAAAGGCCCUCCUGGUGCACCUGGCCCCCCAGGCCCUCCAGGGCCACAGGGGCCACCAGGUAUUCCUGGCAUCCCAGGUAUCCCUGGGAACAACGCCAUGGGUCCCUCAGGACCACCCGGACCGCCAGGCCCUGCUGGACCCCCAGGGCCACAGGGACCCCCUGGUCUUCAAGGACCCUCAGGGGGCAGAGUCAGAGAUAGCCAGGUAUCCUGCUGUGGUACAUCUCCAAGGCCAGGAAACAACAAUACAGGUCAAGGAAGAUCUUUCAGAAGGCGUACUGAGAAACUGGAAAAUGAUAUCCAUGCAUCACAAGGUGUUCAAGAUGCACUCGCGGUCUGGGGAGCUAGAGGUGCUGGUAGAUGGUACCUACUUCAUCUAUAGUCAGGUAGAAGUUUACUACCUCAACUUCACUGACAUUGCUAGCUAUGAGGUGAUGGUGGACAAGACGCCAUUCCUGCGCUGUACACGGAGCAUCGAGACUGGACAGCGCAAGUUCAACACCUGCUACACGGCUGGGGUGUGUCUGCUGCGUGCCCGGCAGAAGAUCUCCAUCAGGAUGGUGUACGAGGACACCUCCAUUAGCAUGACCAACCACACCACCUUCCUGGGGAGCAUCCGACUCGGGGAGGCCCCCCCAGCCAGCCACUCCUGAAGAAGCAGACACAGGCCCACCAAACUGACUGUCAAAUCAGGACCCAACCCUCAACCAGCCCCAACCCUCAACCACCAUAUCCAUCUAUGGUUUGUGGGAGUCUCCACCGACUCUACUCUACCAUCACCACCAUCUAUCACAUAUCGACCAAUGAGGAGAUGAGAAGGCCCACCUACUCCUGAGUUGACAUGUACAGUACAUACAGUAUCCACCCUCAGGCUGGGCCAGGCCCCGUCCUCAGGCUACUACUGAGCUGAUAGGUCCCACCCUACCUGAUAUUAGGGUGUAAUGAUGUAAUGAUAUUAGCCCACUGCCUGUUAUCUCUGAGUGGAAGAUUCUUUCCAAAGAGUGACGAUGACUCUGAUCUUCGGUGCUGAUUAUGGACAAAUAUGCACCCAACUUGCAAGCAUUAAGAAAGGGAGGAGUUGCUGAUUUUUUUAGGAAGGAAAAUACAUUAGGCUUUACUUCUAGAAUAGUGCAUUUAUUGGGAAUAACUUGGUUUCCCUGAUCAUAACAUGCUUGAGAAACCAAGGUUGACAGGAGUCAUUCAAGUCUCCACUAAAAUAACUGUCUGUCAUGGCAAAGUACAUAAAACACCUGUUAUACAUUAUUAAACAACUGUAGAAUGCUUGUUUUUAUCUACCAAACUAAACCUAUUUGGAGAAGUGAAUGUGAUUGUUGGUGUUGUAUCAAUCCACUGAGUCAUAUAGGUCGUUAGGUAACAUGGGUACAUACUGUAAAAGCUUUUGAAUACAAUAUAGAAAUACAAUGUGUGAGAGUUCUCUGAUGAAUUGAACAUGCACAGCUGAAGCACACACAUUUCUCUGUUAGAAUGUGCACUGAUUAAAACAAAUUAUUGAUCUGUAGGCAAAUAUAUCCCUCUCCCUCUCUCUACCUCUCUCUUUCUCUCUCUCUGUUAAAUAACAAGGUCUUUAUGGAUGUUUCUUUUAUGUUUCAAAUGAAGUUGUUUGUCAAAUAUGGAAUCAACCAGAUUAAUACUGUAGAUUUAUUUUUCCAAAUUACUAA